AUAAACAGAUGAUUUUGACAAAUCACGUGAAUGAAAAUUCAAUUAUCCUCAAUUUUCUUGUUUAAAAUAAAAUCACGAGAGCAAAUUAGUAGUUGUGAAAAUGGGUGAAGAGACACGUAUUCCGAAUAAAAACACAGAUAAUGAUAAAUCAAAAGAUUCUGAACAACAUAAUCCAGAACAGACAGGGAGUCUGGAUAUAUCUGAUUUGGACAUGAAUGAAUUGGAUAUUACAAAUGAAGAGUUCGAGACCUUGAAUAACCAACUGGAUGCGCUGAGCUCAGCUCUAGACGAUAUAGAAUCUAAAAAUGACAACAUUCAUGCUCAACUUCUUGAAUUACUCCAAGCAAAUAGGGUUAUUCGACAGCAGAUAAGAGAUGCCAAUCUUUCUUUGGGAGGUACAGAACCUGAAGAAGCCUAAAUAUUAUCCUGAUAUUGUUUUGAAUACAUAGUUAAUUUUGUGGUUAAAUAAAUAAGAAACUACCCGAUA
This is a messenger RNA of Coccinella septempunctata (seven-spotted ladybird), 487 nucleotides long. Its product is annotated as UPF0184 protein AAEL002161-like. NCBI's taxonomy places the organism in Eukaryota, Metazoa, Arthropoda, Insecta, Coleoptera, Coccinellidae. The record is from RefSeq and is a predicted model, not a curated record. The transcript is spliced from 2 exons. The coding region runs from base 101 to 418 and encodes 105 amino acids.